CUGAAAUUCGGUUUCGACCCAAACCGAUGAUUGUAGGGAUGGGUGACUCAUAAACCCCACUCUCUUCAGUUUGCGAUUACAGAGCUUGGAGACAGCGGAAAUGGCGACCGAGGAAGAAAGCACUGUUAAGGAGCCGUUGGAUCUCAUAAGGUUGAGUCUUGAUGAGCGUAUUUACGUCAAGCUCCGCUCUGAUCGUGAACUCCGCGGCAAACUCCAUGCUUAUGAUCAACAUCUUAAUAUGAUUCUAGGCGAUGUUGAAGAAAUUGUUACUACUGUAGAAAUUGACGACGAGACUUACGAAGAGAUCGUUCGGACAUCUAGGCGUACUGUCCCGUUUCUUUUUGUUAGAGGAGAUGGUGUCAUAUUGGUUUCACCGCCACUGAGGACUGUGUAACUAUCAGUUUGGAAGUUCAUUUGCGUGCAUCCUUAAUGGGAAUUUCUUGUUCGUCUUCUCUAUCAAGUCGACUGGAGCAGGAACGUUUGUGGAUUCGACCUACUGAGAACUUUCAAGUACUCAAACUUCGUUCAUAGGCUAGGCUUAUCCUUUAGUUGCUAUGCUUAUCCUUUAGUUGCUAUGCUUAUGCUGUUCUAUUACAUAAAAUAGAUAACUAGCUAGUUGUUUUGAUAUAUUAACUGUAGUUUUCUGACAUUUUAAUUGGCUGCACAAAUUGAGUGAGUGCCUUCAGAUUUUGCAUACAAGGCCAAGUAUACGCAAUUUGAAAUUGUGUUCCUAAGUCAUAGAGAAUCAAACCUUGCUUGGUCUCUCUUUUUUUU
Messenger RNA from Cucurbita moschata (crookneck pumpkin), 774 nucleotides. Its product is annotated as sm-like protein LSM3A. Bases 101 to 394 code for a protein of 97 amino acids. The record is from RefSeq and is a predicted model, not a curated record. Lineage: Eukaryota; Viridiplantae; Streptophyta; Magnoliopsida; Cucurbitales; Cucurbitaceae. Gene Ontology annotation, molecular function: RNA binding. Gene Ontology annotation, cellular component: precatalytic spliceosome; P-body; Lsm1-7-Pat1 complex. Gene Ontology annotation, biological process: mRNA splicing, via spliceosome; P-body assembly. The transcript is spliced from 3 exons.